AUGGCGGUGAGCCUACCCAAACUCAUCGGCUACUCGCCUGCUGCACUGGGCACUACCGUCAUUUCGGCAUUGGUCUAUAUUAAUCUGAUUGUCGCAACUUGGGUUUCGUCCAUUCUCGCUUGGGCGGCGGGGAAACCUUGGUACCCCUUCUUGCCUUCAAGCGAUACCCACUGCAACCCCAACCCCAAAAGUCCCCGGGUCGCCAUCAUCGGCGCCGGCAUCACUGGAGUCGGCGCCGCAGCCGCUUGCCGCUCCGCCGGCGUCGAAGUCGUCAUCUACGAGAAAUCCCCCACAAUCGGCGGCGUCUGGUCCCGCGUCAACAAGACCUCCUCGCUCCAAUUCCAAGCGCUGUUCUACCGCUUCCACCCCAUCGUCCGUUUCCACCGCGAUUUCCCGCAUCGCGAUGAUAUCCUGAGGGAGCUGGAGCGGGUGUGGAAGUUGUAUGAUUUGGAACGCAGGACGAGGUUUAAUGCCGUUGUAAAGAGUGUCAAGUACGAUGCCGAGACAAAGACGUAUACGGUCAACGGGACGGAUGUGUACGAUGGUGUCAUUUCGGCAGUCGGGACUUGCGAUGAGGUUCUUAUUCCGCCGUUUGAGGGGUUGAAGGACAAGUAUCAGGGUUUGCAGGCGCACACUUCCAAGAUGGAUAAGGUGGAUUUGGACCUCCGCAAGGGACAGAAGAUUGUGGUUCUUGGCAGUGGAGCUUCUGCUGUUGAGGUUAUUGAUUACGUCUUGAACCGUCUUGAUGGCGAUGAGUCCCGUCUUGGAAGCGGCCCUGGGCAGAUUGACCUGACCGUUGUUGCCCGUCACGACAAGUGGAUCAUGCCCCGUGGAAUAAUCCUCAGCACCCUCGCCAGCAUGAUUCCCCCCGCCCUCGGCUUCCUCGUCGAAGCCUUCAUCCGCCGCUACUGGUACGGCACCGAGCUCCGCGGAAUGACCCCCACGCGCCCCUUCUUCUCCUCCACCCCCUGCCUCAACACCCGCUACCUCGAACUCAUCCGCACAAACAAGAUCCGCUACAUCCGCGGCAGCAUUAAGAACUUUGAAUCCCACUCCAUCAAAGUCGGCAAGAUCGAGUGGGACUCGGAUAGUAUGAUCGACAGGGACGCGUAUAAGGACCCCGGGGAGGGUGGGGAUGUGGAGCUUGGGGCGGACGUGACGUUUUUCGCGACGGGGUUCAAGAAACCUACGCUGAGUUUCAUCGAGGACGACGUGUGGCGCGUAGCCUCCUCCCCAUCCAACGACGAGUUCAAACCGCCAAACCUGUUCAACGUCGCCUUCCCGCCCAACUACCCCACCAUGCUCUUCCUGAACGACGCGUACGUCGACGCCGUGGCGACCGCGGGGCAUAUCCACAUUGGGCUGCUCACGAGGUUGUUUGUCAUGUUCUUGUUGGAUCCCAAGACGCAGCCGACGGCCGAGAAGGCGGCGAAGUGGGUCAGGGACCGCACGCCGAAGGAGGCGCUGGAUAUGAAGAAGGAGGAGUGGCGUAGUCAGGGGGUCGAGCCGGCGUGGUGGGGUGGUUAUGACCGGAAGACUGCUGGGCUUUCCUUCUACAAUUACGGUGAACUCCUCUUCUGGACCCUCUCCACCGCCAUCUCCCAACCCAACCGCUGGCGCUACUUCCUCUUCGUCCUCGGCCUUGCAAACUCUAACGUCAAGACCCUCGCCAAGAACUUUGAUCGUCCCACCAUUGCAGCGCCCAACCACCACGUCAACGGCACGAAAGCCCUGCCCGCUGCGGCGCCGACGCUCCGGAUUGUGGAUGAGAAGAGUAAUGAGUUUGAUGGCGUGUUGAAGAAGCGGGUUGGGGAGAAGGUUCGGGCGUAG
This is a messenger RNA of Fimicolochytrium jonesii, 1830 nucleotides long. RefSeq lists its product as uncharacterized. The record is from RefSeq and is a predicted model, not a curated record. Gene Ontology annotation, molecular function: oxidoreductase activity. The transcript has 4 exons. Bases 1 to 1830 code for a protein of 609 amino acids. Lineage: Eukaryota; Fungi; Chytridiomycota; Chytridiomycetes; Spizellomycetales; Powellomycetaceae.